AUGGGCUUAUCAGCCAGUCCGUACGCCACCGAGCUUCACGCCGCCGUCCUUUCCGGUCGAAUCCUCGCCGUCCGUAGAUUCAUCGACCGCGGCGCGCGCGUGACGGCGCGCGACAAGAUUGAUCGCACCCCUCUGCACUGGGCGGUCGCUGUGGGCCUCGAAGACAUCGCGAAGAUCCUCCUUAUAAGCACUCCUCCGCGCUCCUUAAAAGCCGGUGAUAAGUACGGCCGAACGGUCCUUCACUACGCCGCAGCGUCGGGAAAUGUUUCUCUUGCCCGCGUGAUGAUCAACCGCGGCGCGUCGGUGAACGCGGAAGAUCAACGGCUGGUAACGCCGCUCCAUCUGGCGGCGGAGCAGGUGAAUCCUGAGAUGGUGCAGCUCCUGCUGGGCCACGGCGCGCUGUGCGGGGCGGCGGACGCGGAAGGGCGGAACCCGCGGGAUUACGCGGAGCGGGUGGGCAGCGCGCACUGCGCGCGUCUGUUGCGUGAGGCGGAGGAAAGGACGGUGGAUCGUUCGGCUGCGAAAGCUACGGCGGUGGUGGCAGCUUAUGAUUCGAAGGAGAAUACAGGGGGAUUAAGGGAGGGUGAGACAGGUGCAUUGUUAACAUCAUCACACGCGAACGCAGCAGCUGCUUCUGCAAGUCCUGCCGGUUCCGAUGCUCCCUCGCAGCUUCGGGUUCCGAUGGCGAACCUGGCGAACGUACCUGCAGCAGAUACGGCGACGAGGGGCAGUCGGAUGGGAGCAGACCCGCUUAAAGCAGCAGCACGGGAAGGAGUGGCAGAGGAGAGGCGAUUGGCUGCAGGGGGGAUCUCUUCCGAGGCUAGUUUCCGCGAUUCUGUGCCGCCUGAGUGUGCUGGGAGGUUGGGUGCAGGGGAGGAGGGAUUCAGCAGGAGUGGUUUUGUAGGCGUGCGGUGUGGGGAAAAGCCGAGCGCGGGCUGGGACGAAGGCUGGGGUGUGUUGGGGCUGCUCGGAGCGUUUUGA
Molecule: messenger RNA, 981 nt
Organism: Closterium sp. NIES-65
Lineage: Eukaryota; Viridiplantae; Streptophyta; Zygnematophyceae; Desmidiales; Closteriaceae
Source: the annotation of a GenBank genome assembly